AUGGAGAUGGACCGAGUGACUGCGGAAUCUGGCCGCAGGAACGAGGGGGAAGCGGGCCUCAGUUUGCAGCUGGAUCUGGCUGACACAGAUCCAGCCAAGAAGGGUCAAGCAGAGAUGCCGUCCCCAUUCGGAGCGAGCCAAGCUCAUGAGAAGAAAAUUGGCCACAGAAGAGUAGAUGCUUCAGGAGAGACAACAUACAAGAAGACCUCCUCCUCCGCCUUAAAAGGGGCCAUCCAACUCGGUAUUGGCUACACCGUUGGCAAUCUCAGCUCCAAGCCGGAGCGAGACGUGCUAAUGCAGGACUUCUACGUGGUAGAAAGCAUCUUCUUCCCUAGCGAGGGUAGCAACCUCACACCAGCCCACCACUUUCCAGACUUCAGGUUCAAAACGUAUGCCCCUGUGGCUUUCCGGUACUUCAGGGAACUCUUUGGAAUCCGACCGGAUGACUACCUGUAUUCUCUAUGUAAUGAGCCAUUGAUUGAAUUGACCAAUCCCGGAGCUAGUGGCUCCAUUUUCUACGUAACACGCGAUGAUGAGUUCAUCAUAAAAACAGUCCAACACAAGGAGGCAGAGUUUCUACAGAAAUUGCUUCCUGGCUACUACAUGAACUUGAACCAGAACCCUCGGACAUUGCUGCCAAAGUUCUUUGGCCUCUAUUGUGUUCAGUGCGGGGGUAAAAACAUCCGAGUCGUGGCUAUGAACAAUAUUCUGCCUCGGUCUGUACGCAUGCACCUUAAAUUUGACUUGAAGGGAUCCACUUACAAGAGGCGAGCAUCUAAGAAGGAGCGGGAGAAAAGCAAACCUACGUUCAAAGAUCUGGACUUUUUGAGUGAUGUUCCUGAGGGCCUCAGUUUGGACCAGGACACAUAUAACGCCCUGGUUAAAACUUUGCAAAGAGACUGUCUGGUGCUGGAAAGUUUUAAGAUUAUGGACUAUAGUUUGCUCCUCGGGGUCCAUAACAAGACCCAAGCUCAGAGAGAGCGUCAGUCCCAAGGUUCACCAGCAGGUGGAGUGGAUGAAAUGCGACCUGCCGCCCAGAAAGCCUUGUACUCCACAGCAAUUGAGUCCAUACAAGGAGGAUCAACAUGCAGGGAAACUCUCGACCACGAUGACACAAUGGGUGGCAUUCCAGCUGUGGGACUCAAAGGAGAGCACCUCCUCCUGUUCAUUGGUAUCAUUGACAUUCUGCAGUCCUACCGAUUGAUUAAGAAAUUGGAGCAUUCCUGGAAGUCGCUGAUCCAUGACGGGGACACAGUGUCCGUUCACAGGCCGAGUUUCUACGCUGAGCGCUUCUACAAAUUUUGUAGCGCCGUUGUCUUCAAGAAGAGUUGUUCAUUAAGACCCUCCCCUUCUAAAAGGGGUCGAGCAGCUUUCUCUAUGUUAAAAUCCAGUGCAGGUGGAAUCUGCUUGGCCGGCCAGCAACCCUCAGAGAGUGAUGAGAAGCAGGAAAAUCUGGACAACCUGCGAGGACCUCACAGCUUUCUUGUGUUGGAGGACAAUGCGAAAGAGCCCCCCUGCACGCCUCCCUCCUUUGAAGACGCCACCACAGCAUCGAUCGCCACCACGCUGUCCUCAAACAACUCGUUACCCAGCACCCCCUUCGAUACUCCCGAGCACCCGCGCUACAGGAAACAAAUGCUGGCACCCAAUAUUUCAAGGUCCCACAAAGAAGUGGUUGAAGUUCAUGAGAAGAAGCAGGAAACCAUAACAGUGGAAGUCGAGCUCAGUAAAAUUCCAUCCAGCACAGAACUGACACAGAGGACAGAAGCAAGCUCGCCAGCUGACAAUCAGCCCAGCUUCAAUCCUCCUGCCUUCAAUCCUUCCUCCUCCACCCUUCCUCCCACCUUCCCGUCCUCCUCCGGCGCCGUUCAAUCAGCUUGCCAGACCUCCUCCACGCUCCCUUCUCCAUCUUCCCCCCCUCAUUCAGUCAAGCAAUCCACAUGUUCCUCUUUGGCGAACCCUCCGCGCCCGAGCGCGUUCACCCCCGUCCAUCCCUCGUCCCCUCAUCUCUCCGGAGGCGAGCCGACGAGCGUUCGGGCGUCGUCGGACUCUUGCAAUCAGCUGUCGGUCUCCAGCAGCCGCAACUCGCUGGAAGGGGAGGUGCAGGUUUCCGAUAUCUACUUUUAUGCAGAUGGCAGAUAUUGGGUGUACUCUCCCGUUCUUGGCCGUCGUAAGCUAAACUCUAGUUCGAGUUACACUACUCAGGAGGACCAGUGUCUUGUGUAUUCUCCUCACUCCAGCUCAGAAGAUGACUCAUGA
This is a messenger RNA of Nerophis lumbriciformis (worm pipefish), 2259 nucleotides long. Lineage: Eukaryota; Metazoa; Chordata; Actinopteri; Syngnathiformes; Syngnathidae. The record is from RefSeq and is a predicted model, not a curated record.